GGCAGAAAAGGCGGAACAGAACAAGAGCAGGAGCUUCAGGAUCUUGAGGCCGAUCUGAAAAACAUGAAAUCGGAGAUCGUCAUUGCCGCUGGCUCAACAAAGAAGAGGAAAUGUACGCUCGAGUACUUCCAGACUACAAUUGCAGGAGUAAGGAAGACCUUGCUUGAGGUGAAGGGCCUCAAUACUGUCCAGGCGGGACAAAGAUGUCAGUUAACCGUUGUCAAACAGGCACAAGGAAUUGAGUCUGAUUGACGGUCAGAAGAUUGUGUUCCAAAAUAGGAUGGUCCUUAUUACCCCCCUUAAAAAACUUAUUUCCUCCCAUAUGUAUGAGUGACGUAGCCUACACAUUCGAAAGUGCAGUCACCGAAAUGCAGCAAGGCUUGUCGCUGCUACACCUUCGCCCAAGCAGGACCGACCAACCACACGAAUACUGGCCAGGUGAGAAACGGAGAGACUAUCAUCAGCACGCCGCCAUGGACCGCAAGAAUCAAAGGGCUGGAGGGACGGUUGGUAUGGUGCCAGCCGCAGCUGCAGCUCUCCCAGGAGACGACGCUCAGGAUGAGGCUGUCAUCUGGAAACGGACCUUGGCGGACCUCCAACGGUUGUCAGAGAUCAUCGACGCAAGCGACGACAUUGUUUCUGCGUUGGACAAAGUGCCUGAAGGACGACCAAAUCGAUCUGCUCUUCUUUGUCAGGAUGCCGCUGAGAAGGCCCGUGAGGAACAGGACACUAUUCAACGGGCAUUGGAGGGUAUUAAUCUUCUGUUGGCCCUUCGUGACGGAGACUUGGUCAAUGUUGACAAUAGCCCAGAGGGCAAAAGGAAGAAGCGUAAAAUUGAGUCCGAAGGACUUGUCUCCAAUUCGAAGAAAAUCAGACGAUAUUCGUCCACAGACUCAAAUGGAGUUAUACCUGUUGGUCACCAGGUAGCAGCACGGACACCAAAGGAUAAGAACAAACCCGAAGAAUGGAUUCUUGCAAGGGUACUGUCGUACUCUGCAGAAAAGAACAAGUACCAUAUCGAGGAUGAUGAAGCAGACGAAUACGGCAAAAAAAUGACAUAUUCAUUAAAUGCAAGGAGUGUAAUUAUGAUUGCGGAUGAUCAGGACGAUAUCCCGGAGUUUCCUGCUGGGCACACCGUCCUGGCUCUCUAUCCGCUAACUACCUGCUUCUACAAGGCAAUCGUUGUACAACCUCCAUCAAAGAAUAAGGACAAUCCAUCGCCACUCUACCGGAUCAAAUUCGAUGAUGACGAAGGCAACGAACGGACAGCUCCUCCAAAAAUGGUACUGGAUAUGCCCAAAUUGAAGUAAUGACCUAGUAGCACGGAUGUAUCAUACACCACUCGACCAUGUGGCAACAUCCUUUAAUCGAGUGUAAUAAUAGACGAGUAAAAGUAACCGCCUCCCAACCAGUUUUGCCGCAACAUCACGGAAAAGCGAAACAGCUUGCCAUCAUUCAACUUGAAAUAAAGAGAC
Messenger RNA from Gamsiella multidivaricata, 1475 nucleotides. RefSeq names its product SGF29 tudor-like domain-containing protein. The transcript is spliced from 9 exons. NCBI's taxonomy places the organism in Eukaryota, Fungi, Mortierellomycota, Mortierellomycetes, Mortierellales, Mortierellaceae. Bases 327 to 1310 code for a protein of 327 amino acids. The record is from RefSeq and is a predicted model, not a curated record. Gene Ontology annotation, cellular component: SAGA complex.